This is a messenger RNA of Sphenostylis stenocarpa, 1380 nucleotides long. The record is from the annotation of a GenBank genome assembly. NCBI's taxonomy places the organism in Eukaryota, Viridiplantae, Streptophyta, Magnoliopsida, Fabales, Fabaceae.
AUGGAGCUCAAACUCCACGCAUCCAUGGCUUCUGUGGGAUCCAUUCCACGCGCAGCAAACUCCAUCGUGUUCACGCAUUCCUCUUCCACUGUUCCUAUCUGCGCCUACGCGGUUCCUGAUGCCAGCAGGCGCCAAAACGGCACCAACACCAGUCGUUCCAUGCACAAAACCCCUCCUUUGCGUAAGGGGAACCAUCCCAAUGUACCCAAAUUGAAGCUCGAUCGCCAAAACCAAAACGACCCAUUUCUUUUGAAUGUGGACUUGGUGGCCCUGUGUGAAGAGGGUAAGCACGAUCAAGUACUGGAACUCAUGGGUCAAGGUGCUGCUGCUGAUUACCGCGUUUAUCUUGCACUCUUGAAUUUGUGUGAACAUACAAGGUCGCUUGAAUCGGGGAAAAGGGUCCAUGAAUUCCUGAGAAGAUCGACCUUUCGCGGGGACGUUGAAUUGAACAACAGAUUGAUUGGAAUGUACAGCAAAUGUGGCAGUGUGAAGGAUGCACGUCGAGUGUUUGAUCAAAUGCAGGAGAGAAAUACCGCUUCGUGGCAUUUGAUGAUUGGUGGGUUCACGGCCAAUGGUUUAGGGUGUGAUGGUUUAUUGGCUUUUCAGCAGAUGAAGAAAGUAGGAGUCGCAUUUGAUGGGGAAACUUUUGAAUUGGUUUUGGCUGCAUGUGCACAGGCAGAAGCUGUGGAAGAAGGGCUUUUACACUUAGAGUCCAUGAAGGAGAAUGGAAUUGUUCCUAGCAUCGAGCAUUACUUGGAGGUUAUUAGCAUUCUGGGGAAUGCUGGUCGAUUGAAUGAAGCUGAGGAGUUCAUUGAGAAGAUACCAAUUGGGCUUGGAGUUGAGGCUUGGGAGUCUCUUCGAAAUUUUGCACGCAUACAUGGAGAUUUAGAACUUGAAGAUCGUGCGGAGGAGUUGUUAACGCACCUUGAUCCUUCAAAAGCCAUUGCUGAUAAACUUCCCACGCCUCGAAGAAAGGAGCAAUGUGAUAUUAACAUGCUCGAGGAGAAGAAUAGGGUGGCUGAGUAUCGGUAUUCUAUUCCGUAUAAAGAAGACUCUCAUGAGAAGUUGGGAGGUUUGAGUGGGCAGAUGAGGGAAGCGGGUUAUGUGCCGGAUACAAGAUAUGUCCUCCAUGACAUUGAUGAGGAGGAAAAGGAGAAGGCCUUGCAAUAUCAUAGCGAACGUUUGGCAAUUGCUUAUGGUCUCAUCAGUACACCCCCGAGGACUACACUUAGAAUUAUCAAGAACCUACGUAUCUGUGGGGACUGCCACAAUGCAAUCAAAAUUAUGUCCAAGAUUGUUGGAAGGGAGCUAAUUGUUAGGGAUAACAAGCGAUUCCAUCAUUUUAAAGAUGGAAAAUGCUCCUGUGGAGAUUAUUGGUAG